Messenger RNA from Babesia bovis T2Bo, 1599 nucleotides. RefSeq names its product Delta-aminolevulinic acid dehydratase family protein. The transcript has 5 exons. The record is from RefSeq and is a predicted model, not a curated record. Gene Ontology annotation, biological process: heme biosynthetic process. Gene Ontology annotation, molecular function: zinc ion binding; porphobilinogen synthase activity. Lineage: Eukaryota; Apicomplexa; Aconoidasida; Piroplasmida; Babesiidae. Bases 106 to 1593 code for a protein of 495 amino acids. Gene Ontology annotation, cellular component: cytosol.
AUCAUUCCACGUAAUACCCAUAUAUCGUAUACCCCGACUACAUGUACCCUAUAUUGAUAUAAUGUCUACUUAAUUUUAACCGGCUCUUUGAGUCGAACACUCAUAAUGGGACUGUUUUGGGCCAUUAGUGCUCUGGCCCUUGGUAUCAAUAUUCCCGCAGGAUUCUACAAUGAAUCGAGGUUUGGUAUCGGUGUAACGUAUACUGAUGCCGUUGCUAUACGUCGAAACGAUGUGCAACGUAUUUCACAAGCCUCAAGAUCGUCAGACAGCGCGGCUUUCGUUUGUGUUCCAUCGAGCCAAUGGGCGCAACCAUCAACUGGUGUGCUAGACACUCAACGGGGAUGUGCUACUAGCAAGGUGCUCGCCAAACGUAAAGAAGAGGGAAAUUUGGAUUCCACUCCCGAGGGUGUAGAAUUUGAUUCUGAUGUGGACUACGAGGACAUUUAUGACGCUAGUGACUAUGAAUCUGAUGACGUCGAGGGUGAAGACGGAUCCUCUUCUGAGUAUGAUUCUGAUGAAGAUACCGGUAAUAGUGCGUUUGAUUACAAUGCGCGUGGAGAGCUUAUGCUUCCAAACCUAACCCGGUUAUCGAGAACGCGAGUGUCGAAAAACCGGCACAAGCUAUUCCGCGGUCGCGUUCUCCACUUGGCUGAUUUGGUAUAUCCUUUAGUAGUCACUGACAAGGAAUCUUCAUCGUCUAUCAAGGAGGUACCUGGAUUGCGGCUAUUAUCGAUUCCUGACCUUGUAAAGGAGGUUGAAGAGGCACGUAACCUUGGAAUCACAGCUUUCAUGAUACACCCACACAUAGACAAGUCACUAAAGAGCGAGUUUGGUGACGAGGGUUUGAACCCUGAUGGACUUCUUCCAAGGGCUAUCGAUGCUGUAAAAGAGGCGUUCCCCGAUGUCCAGGUGUUUGCUGAUGCUACAGUGGCCCACUUUUCACUUGAUGGUCAUGAUGGUCUUGUGGAGCCGGAGACUGACGUCAUUUCCAAUGACGUCUCUGUUAGCCAAUUAGCCAAGCAGGUUACAACAUUGGCUUCCGCUGGUUGUGAUGUGGUGUCGCUCAACGACACCCUUGAUGGGUCGGUUGGUGUCGCCAGAGAUGCCUUGGACUUUGAAGGGUACACCGACGUAUCGCUAAUGAGUCGCGCUGGAAAGUUCAACUCAGUAUACAUGGCACAGCAUCAGGCUAUGUUGGGAACCACGCCAGCGCAAAACGUGCGUGUCGAGAGCUACCUCCACGACGUGGCUAUUCCCGAUGAACCUAUCCUCAAGGGAGUUCAAGACGUUGAUGACGGUGCGGAUAUGGUAGCCGUGGAGCCCGCGACUGCAUUCGUGGACGUCAUUAGGAGCCUCAAGGACCGGCUGAGGUCGCCAGUUGUCGCAGUGCACACCACCGGUGAAUAUCGUGCCUUAAAGGCAGCUGCAGCAGCCGGUGUAUAUGACGAAAAGGCCGCGGCAAUAGAGGCUUUACGUGGACUUCGGCGUGCUGGCGCGGAUCUCAUAGUCUCAAGCUUCGCGAAGGACGUGGCGCAGUGGCUACUAGAGGAUAUGCAGACCAAUGGGAUGGAAAAUGUAGCCCUGGGCGUCUGAAACUUU